UUUUAUAUUCAACAAACUUUCAACUCUUUCUUUCCUUCUCUCCUGUCCAUUCCAAAUCCAAUCUCUUCCCGGUUUAUCUCCGCUCCCUGGAUCUUUGCCAACCUAAGCAUGGGGACUGAGAUAUCGGAGCCGUUGCUUCUGCCCGAUUCUAGCAAAAUCCAGGCCGUCGACUCCGAGCGGAUCCCUGAUUGGAAGGAGCAGAUCACGAUUAGAGGCCUCGUCGUUAGCGCCCUGUUGGGUAUACUCUUCUGCAUCAUUACCCACAAGCUCAAUCUCACCGUUGGCAUUAUCCCCUCGUUGAAUGUCGCUGCUGGGUUGCUUGGGUUCUUCUUUGUCAAGUCAUGGGUUGGAUUUUUAUCCAGUUUGGGUUUUACAAUUGCUCCCUUUACCAAACAGGAGAACACCGUUAUCCAGACCUGCGUCGUCGCUUGCUAUGGCCUCGCUUUUAGCGGAGGAUUUGGGUCUUAUUUGAUCGCAAUGGACGAGAAAACUUAUCAAUUGAUAGGUCCUGAUUAUCCUGGUAACAGGGCAGAGGAUGUUAAGAACCCAGGAUUGGCCUGGAUGAUUGGUUUCAUGUUUGUUGUCAGCUUCCUUGGACUUUUUAGUCUUGUUCCCCUUCGCAAGGUUAUGGUUAUGGAUUAUAAGCUUACGUAUCCUAGUGGGACAGCUACAGCAAUGUUGAUAAAUAGCUUUCACACAAACACAGGAGCUGAGCUUGCAGGGAAGCAAGUCUCGUGCCUUGGAAAGUACUUGAGCAUAAGUUUGGCUUGGAGCUGCUUCAAGUGGUUCUUCAGUGGUGUUGGGGAUUCAUGUGGCUUUGAUAAUUUCCCCAGUUUUGGUUUGACACUAUUCAAAAACACGUUUUAUUUUGACUUCAGUCCAACUUAUGUUGGAUGUGGUCUUAUUUGCCCUCACAUAGUCAACUCCUCAGUUCUUCUAGGGGCUAUCAUCUCGUGGGGCUUUUUGUGGCCCUUCAUCUCCCAACAUGCCGGGGACUGGUAUCCAGCUGACCUGGGUAGUAAUGAUUUUAAGGGUCUUUAUGGAUAUAAGGUAUUUAUAGCCAUUUCCCUUAUCCUUGGGGAUGGCCUUUACAAUUUGAUCAAGAUAAUUGCAAUAACUAUUAGGGAAAUAUGCAAUGAAAGCACCAAGGAGAAUCACCUUCCUAUUGUCAGGGAAGUUCAAGAUGGUGAAACUUCCAAAUUGCUGCUGGAACAGAGAAAGCGAGAUGAGGUGUUUCUGAAAGAUAGAAUACCUACCUGGUUUGCAGCUUCUGGAUAUGUGGGUCUGGCUGCAAUAUCAACAGCAACAAUUCCAAUCAUUUUUCCACCCCUCAAGUGGUAUUUGGUUCUCAGUUCAUAUAUUAUUGCUCCUGCCCUUGCCUUUUGUAAUUCCUAUGGCACUGGGCUAACAGACUGGAGCUUGGCAUCAACCUACGGAAAAAUUGGUCUUUUCAUCAUUGCUUCAAUGGUUGGAAGUAAUGGUGGAGUUGUAGCUGGCUUAGCAGCGUGUGGGGUGAUGAUGUCCAUCGUCUCCACUGCAGCGGAUCUCAUGCAGGAUUUCAAGACUGGUUACCUCACUCUAUCGUCAGCCAAAUCUAUGUUUGUGAGCCAGUUGGUAGGCACAGCCAUGGGUUGUGUUAUAGCCCCAUUGACGUUUUGGAUGUUUUGGACUGCUUUCGAUAUUGGAGCACCUGAUGGUCCAUACAAAGCUCCAUAUGCAGUGAUAUUCAGGGAGAUGGCCAUAUUAGGUAUCCAGGGCUUCUCCGAGCUACCCAAACAUUGCCUGGCCAUGUGUUGUGGGUUCUUCGUAGCUGCUUUGGUUAUAAAUCUUCUGAGAGAUGUAACUCCUAAGAAAAUCUCACAGUUUAUUCCUAUUCCAAUGGCUAUGGCCGUCCCGUUUUAUAUUGGAGCUUACUUUGCAAUAGAUAUGUUUGUGGGGACAGUUAUAUUGUUCAUCUGGGAGAGAAUAAAUCGGAAGGAUGCAGAGGAUUACGCCGGCGCAGUUGCAUCCGGUUUGAUAUGUGGAGAUGGGAUCUGGACAAUACCAUCAGCAGUCCUCUCUAUUUUCAGGAUCAAUCCACCCAUUUGUAUGUACUUUGGGCCUGCUUCAGGUAGAUGAGCAGGGUGGCUGUUGGAUGUAUUGUAACUUGUAAAUAUGCUUUAUAUAAUUUUAUUUGAACCGAUUGUAUUAUAUAUGUUAUUUGAAGUUGCAGUGUUCAUUGGAUUCUUUAAA
Manihot esculenta (cassava) is the source of this 2232-nucleotide messenger RNA. Its product is annotated as probable metal-nicotianamine transporter YSL6. NCBI's taxonomy places the organism in Eukaryota, Viridiplantae, Streptophyta, Magnoliopsida, Malpighiales, Euphorbiaceae. Gene Ontology annotation, cellular component: vacuolar membrane. Bases 109 to 2118 code for a protein of 669 amino acids. Gene Ontology annotation, molecular function: oligopeptide transmembrane transporter activity. The record is from RefSeq and is a predicted model, not a curated record. The transcript has 7 exons.